UCCUUCCCCCUCCUCCCCCUCCCCCCUCCCCGCCCCCACCUCCUUCCUCCUUUGCAAGGGCUGCUAACUUGUUGUGCGGAGCGAGCGAACGAGAGAGAGAGAGCGAGCGAGCGGCGGCGGCACCAUCCCGGCGGGCACCAUGGGCACGUCCGCGCGCUGGGCGCUCUGGCUGCUGCUCGCGCUGUGCUGGGCGUCCGGGCAGAGCGGAACCAACGGAGCGGGGAAAAAAGUCAAAUGUGACUCCUCCCAAUUCCAGUGCACAAAUGGCCGCUGUAUUACAAUGUUGUGGAAAUGUGAUGGGGAUGAAGACUGUGCUGAUGGCAGUGAUGAAAAGAAUUGUGAAAAGAAGACAUGUGCCGAGUCUGACUUUGUGUGCAACAAUGGCCAGUGUGUUCCCAGCCGGUGGCAGUGUGAUGGUGACCCAGACUGUGAGGAUGGCUCUGAUGAAAGCCCUGAACAGUGCCAUAUGAGAACAUGCCGCCUAAAUGAAAUCAGCUGUGGCGCCAGUUCUACUCAGUGUAUACCAGUGUCCUGGAGAUGUGAUGGUGAAAAUGAUUGUGACAGUGGAGAAGAUGAAGAAAACUGUGGUAACAUCACAUGCAGUGCAGAUGAGUUCACAUGCUCCAGUGGCCGCUGCAUCUCCAGAAACUUUGUAUGCAAUGGCCAAGAUGACUGCAAUGAUGGCAGUGAUGAGCUCGAUUGUGCUCCACCUACAUGUGGAGCCCAUGAAUUCCAGUGCAGCACCUCUACUACCUUCUGCAUCCCCCUGAGCUGGGUGUGUGAUAAUGACGUGGACUGCUCAGACCUGUCAGACGAGACCCUGGAAGAAUGUGGCCGCCAGCUAGUAAUGCACACUAAGUGCCCAACCAGUGAAAUUCAGUGUGGCUCUGGUGAAUGCAUCCACAAGAAGUGGCGAUGUGAUGGGGAUCCUGACUGCAAGGAUGGCAGUGAUGAGGUCAACUGUCCUUCUAGAACCUGCAGACCUGACCAGUUUGAGUGUGAGGAUGGUAGCUGCAUCCAUGGCAGCCGGCAAUGUAAUGGCAUUCGAGACUGUGUAGAUGGAUCUGAUGAAGUCAAUUGCAAAAAUGUCAAUCAGUGCUUGGGCCCUGGAAAAUUCAAGUGCAGAAGUGGGGAAUGCAUUGAUAGCAGCAAAGUAUGUAACCAGGAACAGGACUGCAGGGACUGGAGUGAUGAGCCCCUGAAAGAAUGCCAUGUAAAUGAAUGCUUGAUUAAUAAUGGUGGAUGUUCCCACAUCUGCAAAGACCUAGUUAUAGGUUAUGAGUGUGACUGUGCAGCUGGAUUUGAACUAAUCGAUAGAAAAACCUGUGGAGAUAUUGAUGAAUGCCAAAAUCCAGGAAUCUGCAGUCAAAUUUGCAUCAAUUUAAAAGGUGGUUACAAAUGUGAAUGUAGUCGUGGUUAUCAAAUGGAUCUCGCCACUGGUGUGUGCAAGGCAGUAGGCAAAGAGCCAAGUCUGAUCUUUACUAAUCGACGGGACAUCAGGAAGAUUGGCUUAGAGAGGAAAGAAUAUAUCCAACUAGUUGAACAGCUAAGAAAUACUGUGGCCCUGGAUGCAGACAUUGGUGCGCAGAAACUAUUCUGGGCUGAUCUAAGCCAAAAAGCCAUCUUCAGUGCCUCAAUUGAUGACAAAGUUGGUAGACAUGUUAAAAUGAUCGACAAUGUCUAUAAUCCUGCAGCUAUUGCUGUUGAUUGGGUGUACAAGACCAUCUACUGGACUGAUGCAGCUUCUAAGACUAUUUCAGUAGCUACCCUAGAUGGAACCAAGAGAAAGCGCCUGUUUAACUCUGACUUACGAGAGCCUGCCUCCAUAGCUGUGGACCCAUUGUCUGGCUUUGUUUACUGGUCAGAUUGGGGUGAACCAGCUAAGAUAGAAAAAGCAGGAAUGAAUGGAUUUGAUAGACGGUCACUGGUGACAGUGGAUAUUCAAUGGCCCAAUGGAAUUACACUUGACUUAAUAAAGAGCCGCCUCUACUGGCUUGAUUCCAAGUUGCACAUGUUAUCCAGUGUGGACUUGAAUGGCCAAGAUCGAAGGAUAGUUCUAAAGUCUCAGGAGUUCCUGGCUCACCCUCUUGCACUAACAAUAUUUGAGGAUCGUGUCUUCUGGAUAGAUGGGGAAAAUGAAGCUGUUUAUAGUGCCAAUAAAUUCACUGGUUCAGAGCUGGCCACACUAGUCAACAACCUUAAUGAUGCCCAAGACAUCAUUAUCUACCAUGAGCUUGUACAGCCAUCAGGCAAAAAUUGGUGUGAAGAAGAUACCGCAAAUGGAGGAUGUGAAUAUCUGUGCCUACCAGCACCACAAAUUAAUGAUCACUCUCCAAAAUAUACUUGUUCCUGCCCCAAUGGAUACAAUCUAGAAGAAAAUGGCCAGGGGUGUCAAAGUACUGCAACUACUGUGACUUACAGUGAAACAAAAGAUACCAACACAACAGAAAUUUCACCAACUAGUGGACUAAUUCCUGGAGAAAUCAAUGUGACCACAGCAGUAGCAGAGGUCAGUGUUCCUCCCAAAGGGACUUCUGCUGCCUGGGCAAUCCUUCCCCUCUUGCUAUUAGCAAUGGCAGCAGUGGGGGGUUAUCUAAUGUGGAGGAACUGGCAACAUAAGAACAUGAAAAGCAUGAACUUUGACAAUCCUGUCUACUUGAAAACCACGGAAGAAGACCUAUCAAUAGACAUUGGUAGACAUAGUGCUUCUGUUGGACACACAUACCCAGCAAUAUCAGUUGUAAGCACAGAUGAUGAUCUAGCUUGACUUCUGAAACAAGUUCCUGACCUUUGAGGUCUAAAAUCAAUACCCCACUUCGGAAUGGUAACCAAGCCAGCAGCUGAAGUCUUGUUUUUCCUCCAGGCUAGAAGAACAUGAAGAGAUCUUUGUGUGGAUGAAGCGUGACCAUUUUAUAUAUAACUUUCAUAAAUAUUCCUGUUCAUAUUCUACUUCAGCUUUGGAUAUGGUUACCAAAUAUCUCUGUAAACCUUGAAUUUCUAGACAGUAUUGCCACCUCUGGCCAAAUAUGCACUUUCCCUAGAAAGCCAUAUUCCAGCAAUGAAACUUGUUCUAUAAUGUAUACCACCUGUACAUACACUGUAUAGGCCACCUGUAAAUAUCCCAGAGAACAAUCACUAUUCUUAAGCACUUUGAAAAUAUUUCUAUGUAAAUUAUUGUAAACUUUUUCAAUGGUUGGGACAAUGGCAAUAGGAUAAAACGGGUUACUAAGAUGAAAUUGCCAAAAAAAUUUCUAAACUAAUUUUGUACGUAUGAAUGAAAUCUUUGACCUCAGUGGAGGUUUAUAAAGACUGAGUGUUCAAACUAUUGUACAUUUUUUUUCAAGUGCUAAAAAAUUAAACCAAGCAGCUUAAUCAUGGUUUGUGCCUAUUCCUCUAGGAUAAACUCCUAUUAAAUAGUUGAUCAGUUUUGUGUAUUAACUAAAUGUGUGAGCUUUAGGUCUUGAUGUUGUAUAACCAACACUAUAAUUUGGCUAGUUUCUCUAACAGUCAAACACUAAAACAUUCACUAUUUUCUUCCCAACUAUUUCAUAAAAGAAACCAGCCUAACAGGUAGCUAAGAAACCUCUGACUUAGAGGGGAAAUCCUUUUCUCACUAAUAUCCUAAGAUUUCUAUCAAUUUCUCUUCUUCAUACUCACUUCUGUUUUCCAUGUCAUAUCAUUUUACAUAAAUGGACAAGUGCCUUCUAAGGCAUGAGAAAGAAAUUUCUAUUUUGGAAGUCAAGACAGCCUACCAUGGAGAGAUAUAAGGAGGAAAACAACUAGUGUCACUCCUGUAUGACCUCCACAUUAAUGGUUUCCCUGUGUGGUCUUAAGGUCAGUGCCAUGAAUAUCACCUAAGAAAAUGAGUCAGGACUGGAAACUCUCAGGUCCAUUUUCAGACCUGUUAAAUCAAAUUCUAGGUAUGCUAGAGUAGUGUUUAUACAGUGUUUCAGGGAUUCUGGUUCAAUGUAAAAUUCAAAAACCACAAAAUUCAUAAGGUAUCUGUACUAGUUGCUAAUUUUUUCAAUCUUACAGAGGAUUGAGUUCUAUGAACUGCAGGAGUCUUUAAUAAAAAGUAUAUAGAAAGUGGAACAAAAAGUUGUACAGGACUGUUUUCUAUCAGAUUUGGCAUAGUUUAUUUUUUCAAAGGCUUUAGGAUACUAGCAAGAAAAGAUACAGACCGUGGGCAAAGGAUCUAAGUGCACAGUGCAGGGAGGAGUUCAAUAAAGAUGUGAUUCCUUUAGGAAUUAGAUGCCAGUGCAGUUGCAAAAAAAAAAAAAAAAAAAAAAAAGGAAAAGUAGCUGAAGAGAUAGUACAGGUAAUGUAUUUGCCUUGUACAUAGCUAACUGGGGCUCAAUCACUGGCAUCCUUUAGUGCUUUUUGAGCAUUUCCAGGAGUAACUCCUCCAUGCAGAAUCAGGAAUAGUCCAUGAAAGAAAAUAUGUUUUGAGUAGGCAAAUAUGUGUAUGGACAGCUCAUAUUUGAAUUGCAUGUGGUUUAUAAAGCAGUUAACAUCAUACUCAGGCUAGGAGAUGAAUAAUCAUAAAGGCAUUGUUUCAGUCAUCUAGGUUCUGCUCCAAUAGAAGAAAGUUAAAGGGUAGGUGUGUAUGUUUUUCUUUUUUUAUGAUAGGUGUGAAGGUCAAGUAGAAGCAAAAGACUUAGUCAUGGAUGUAAAGAGCCCUGCUUUCACCUGUUGCUUACUCUACAAAUAGUUACAACACUAAACAUUAUGUAGCCUGCUGUCAUAGGAUGGCUGGAGAGAAUCUAAUAUGUUGAUUGGUAUUCAUCAAAACUUGAAGAUAUUCGGUUCUUUGGAAUGCUAGGAAGCUUAAAGAUGCCAUUGUUUACUCCACUACAAGGAUCUACAACUUUCUCACUUAUGCUGUACAAAACCAUCGUUUUUAAGAAAAAAUAAAGCAUUAUUCUUCAUCUUC
This is a messenger RNA of Suncus etruscus (white-toothed pygmy shrew), 4933 nucleotides long. RefSeq names its product very low density lipoprotein receptor (gene VLDLR). Gene Ontology annotation, molecular function: calcium ion binding; protein binding. Lineage: Eukaryota; Metazoa; Chordata; Mammalia; Eulipotyphla; Soricidae. The record is from RefSeq and is a predicted model, not a curated record. The transcript is spliced from 20 exons. The coding region runs from base 140 to 2767 and encodes 875 amino acids.